AUGGAGUCCCUUCAAUUAAUUGUACUAUUCCUAACCACCCUCUUUCUCCUCCAAUCAAGUUUUGCAGUUGAUUUCUCCUUCACUGGUUUCAACUCAUCUGAUAUCUUGCUCUAUGGAAAUGCAACCACAGAUUCUGGUGUUCUCUCUCUCACAACCAACACCACAUUUUCCAUGGGCAGAGCUCUCUACAAUGCCAAGGUUCCCACAAGGUAUCCAGAUUCCAUAAACCUUUUGCCUUUUACCACCUCUUUCACCUUUUCCAUAGCCCCAUACGAGGACUCUGUCCCUGGCCACGGAUUCGUCCUUGUUUUCGUUCCCUCUCCAGGCAUCCAAUCCGCCUCUCCAUCCCAACAUCUCGGCUUCUUGAACAAUACCAAUAACGGUAACCCCAACAACCACGCUUUUGGGGUCGAAUUUGAUGUGUUCCAGAACAAAGAAUUCGGUGACAUCAACGAUAAUCACGUCGGCGUUAACGUCAAUUCUCUAAUUUCUCUGGCUUCUUACAACGCUGGAUACUGGCUUGGUGACGGCAGUAACAUUACUGACUUGUCUUUCAAGGAAAUAAAGCUGAGUAGCGGAGACAACUAUCAAGCUUGGAUUGAGUACUGGAAUUACCAGCUCAGCAUAACAUUGGCUCCUGAAAAUGUGAAGAAGCCUGAGAGGCCUUUGAUUAGUGUUCCUCUUGAUCUCACUCAAGUUUUUCUUGAUGAAAUGUAUGUUGGUUUCACUGCAUCAACCGGCCAACCAAUUGAAGAUCAUAAAAUUCUGAACUGGAGCUUCAAUAAUUGA
Molecule: messenger RNA, 789 nt
Organism: Pyrus x bretschneideri (Chinese white pear)
Lineage: Eukaryota; Viridiplantae; Streptophyta; Magnoliopsida; Rosales; Rosaceae
Product: L-type lectin-domain containing receptor kinase VII.1-like
Exons: 1
Coding region: 1-789 (262 amino acids)
Molecular function (GO): carbohydrate binding
Source: RefSeq, a predicted model, not a curated record